Messenger RNA from Equus caballus (horse), 2823 nucleotides. The record is from RefSeq and is a predicted model, not a curated record. NCBI's taxonomy places the organism in Eukaryota, Metazoa, Chordata, Mammalia, Perissodactyla, Equidae.
GGCUUUGCGUGAGGCACCGCGUGGGGCGGGGCCUGCGGGCGGGCGCCGCUCGCCUUGGUCGGGUCGACCCGCGGGCGGAACGCGGCCGCCGGGCUGAGGCGGUGCGGCGGCGGCCGGAGCGGUUUGGGCGGCGCACGGGGCGAAGAUGGCGGCGGAGCGACAGGAGGCGCUGAGGGAGUUCGUGGCGGUGACGGGCGCCGAGGAGGACCGGGCCCGCUUCUUCCUCGAGUCGGCCGGCUGGGACCUCCAGAUCGCCCUAGCCAGCUUUUAUGAGGAUGGAGGGGACGAAGACAUUGUGACCAUUUCACAGGCAACCCCCAGUUCGGUAUCCAGAGGCACAGCCCCCAGUGAUAAUAGGGUGACGUCCUUCAGAGACCUCAUUCAUGACCAAGACGAGGAGGAGGAGGAGGAGGAGGGCCAGAGGAGCAGGUUUUAUGCCGGGGGCUCAGAGAGAAGUGGACAGCAGAUUGUUGGCCCUCCCAGGAAGAAAAGUCCCAACGAGCUGGUAGAUGAUCUCUUUAAAGGUGCCAAGGAGCAUGGAGCUGUAGCUGUGGAACGAGUGACCAAGAGCCCUGGAGAGACCAGUAAACCGAGACCGUUUGCAGGGGGCGGCUACCGCCUUGGGGCAGCACCAGAGGAAGAGUCUGCCUACGUGGCAGGAGAAAGGAGGCGGCAUUCCAGCCAAGAUGUUCAUGUAGUGUUGAAGCUCUGGAAGAGCGGAUUCAGCCUGGACAAUGGUGAACUCAGAAGCUACCAAGACCCAUCCAAUGCCCAGUUUCUGGAGUCUAUACGCAGAGGGGAGGUGCCAGCAGAGCUGCGGAGGUUAGCGCACGGUGGACAGGUGAAUUUGGACAUGGAGGACCAUCGGGACGAGGAUUUUGUGAAGCCCAAGGGAGCCUUCAAAGCCUUCACUGGCGAGGGCCAGAAACUGGGCAGCACUGCCCCCCAAGUGUUGAAUACCAGCUCUCCAGCCCAACAGGCAGAAAACGAAGCCAAAGCCAGCUCCUCCAUCUCAAUCGAUGAGGCACAGCCUACCACAAACAUCCAAAUACGGCUUGCUGACGGCGGGAGGCUGGUGCAGAAGUUUAACCACAGCCACAGGAUCAGCGACAUCCGACUCUUCAUCGUGGAUGCCCGGCCAGCCAUGGCUGCCACCAGCUUUGUCCUCAUGACCACCUUCCCAAACAAAGAGCUGGCUGACGAAAGCCAGACCCUGAAGGAAGCCAACCUGCUCAACGCCGUCAUCGUGCAGCGGUUAACAUAACCAUCUGGCCCGGCCGUGCCUCCCUCUGUCUCCCGUGGCCAGCUGCCCCAUGGGGACCGCCCCCCCCCCCCACCCUCUCCUGCACACCCAGCAGUCCAGUGCCACGUCUUCUCCGUAGCUCUGGGUUCUUAGAUCUCGGUUGGACAUUUGUUUUCUCCUUAGUUGCAUUUCCUGGGUUUUUGUGACGAUCAAUGGACUUUAAAGAAAAAAAUAAAAACAACCAAAAAAAUUGAAGGGAUAUCACCAGCAUGUUGCACAGAACCUCUCCCACUGCAGCAAAUUCUGAUCGCUUUAAAAUCAUAUUUACCUCCUGGGCAUGUCGGGAGGAGCCUGCCUUCCAUCCUUUCUGCGUAAAAGUUUCUUGUGGCACACAGCUCCCAUCCACUCAUGUGUCCACCAGCCACCCCUCAGAUGACUGGUGGAGGAUUGCCCCCUUUAUAGGAAAGGAAGCAGGAGGACUUGUAGAAGGAGGCUUUGUAGCCACUUCCUCCCACAAGAGCAGAUCUCGUGCCAGGAUAAAACUGGGCAGUAGCAAGAGGUCCCUGUAGUGUGAGGUCAGAUCUAGAUGCACACGACCCCUUCAGGUGAAAAUGAAACUUCCCUGUGCUCCUUUCACUCAAACCCUGGGCAAUUCAAGCUCCCAGCCCUUGGCCAGUUGAGAGUCUAACUACACCUGCCUGCCCAGCACUUUCCUCCCUCAUCCAGGCUGCUCCCACCCUGGUGAUUCUUAGCCACUCUGUCAUUGCUUUCCUUACUCCACGUGCAGAAAUCUGUACCCAGGACAUAGAGGGGAUAUCUUAUUGGGAAACAGUUCGUGCCCACCCAAACGAGUUCAGAGUCAAGGUAUCUUGGCCUAAAAGAGAAACAGAGUCAAAAUGUCACUGAGCUCUUCACUGAUGCUGCGUGGCAAACCAACUGUUGAAGAAGGGAUGGGUUCCCCGUGCUGCCAGCACCUUUUCCUCUGUUAGCAUUUGCAGGAGGCUUCUGCUGAGCAGAUUUGGAGAGCGAAUGUAGUGUCAGUGUGUAGCUUUCAUGUGCAGGUUCGUUUCACAGUUGUCCUCUGCCCUGCUGAGUUAUGACUGGCAGUAACUUGGACAGUAGUCCCAGCCAGGUAAAGACCCUCCCCCCUGAGUGUGCUUCCUGUGCAAGUGGGAGAGGAGGAUCACCGGGGCCUUGGAUGGAAGCCUUUACACCUCCCUAUUAAAUGAACCACAGGCUUAGAAUCAACACUGACUCAGAAUCUCCUGGUUUUGAAUCAUAACGUGCCUCAAUCCUUUUCUCAAGCAGUCGUCACCAAUCACUCUCUCUUUCCUGCUUCACACCUUGCGACAAGCCAGGAACCAACACUACUGCUACCAAGAGCUGGGGUUUCAACCCAGACCCAUCCUGAGAAAGGCACUUGGCUUGGUGUUUGCAACCCCACACUGGUGAGGGCCUGCCGGGCUGCAGCAUCUGCCACAGCUUGCCCUCCAGCAGGUGGAGGUAAACUAUGGAAACUAAGUGCAGGGUGGGGGAACUUUGUAAAUUGUCACCUUGACCAUUAAAAACCAGAAUGAGGA